Molecule: messenger RNA, 889 nt
Organism: Fusarium graminearum PH-1
Lineage: Eukaryota; Fungi; Ascomycota; Sordariomycetes; Hypocreales; Nectriaceae
Product: 40S ribosomal protein S8-B
Exons: 3
Coding region: 95-715 (206 amino acids)
Biological process (GO): translation; maturation of SSU-rRNA from tricistronic rRNA transcript (SSU-rRNA, 5.8S rRNA, LSU-rRNA)
Cellular component (GO): ribosome; cytosolic small ribosomal subunit
Molecular function (GO): structural constituent of ribosome
Source: RefSeq, a predicted model, not a curated record
ACUUUGACCCUCGUUCCGCCAAAAAAGUUCACUCCUACGACCAUCCGCCAAUUCGAUUGCCUGGUGAGCGCCAACAUCAUCAGAAACCGCAAUCAUGGGUAUUUCGCGUGACUCUCGACACAAGCGCUCCGCCUCCGGUGCCAAGCGUGCCUACUACAGGAAGAAGCGCGCUUUCGAGGCUGGUCGCCAGGGUGCCAACACCCGUAUUGGCCCCAAGCGCGUCCACACCGUCCGAACCCGAGGUGGUAACCACAAGUACCGUGCCCUCCGUCUCGACUCCGGUAACUUCGCCUGGGGUUCCGAGGGCCUGACCCGCAAGACCCGUGUCAUUGCCGUCGCCUACCACCCUUCCAACAACGAGUUGGUCCGAACCAACACCCUCACCAAGAGCGCCGUCGUCCAGGUUGAUGCCGCUCCCUUCCGACAGUGGUACGAGGCCCACUACGGCCAGGCCAUUGGCCGAAGACGCCAGAAGGCCCAGGCUGCCAAGGAGGGCAAGACCGAGGAGGAGGUCAAGAAGUCCAACGCCGUCGAGAAGAAGCAGGCUGCUCGCAUGUCUGCCGGCGGCAAGGUCGAGAGCGCCAUCGAGAAGCAGUUCGAGGCCGGUCGAUUGUACGCCGUUGUUUCCAGCCGACCCGGUCAGUCCGGCCGUGUCGAUGGUUACAUCCUGGAGGGUGAGGAGCUCGCUUUCUACCAGCGCAAGCUCCACAAGUAAGCUUGUCAUUAAAACCUGAUGAAGAAAGGAGUGUUGGCCCCAUGGUAUGGUGUUUAAGGAUUUCUCACUGUCUCACGGUUAACGACAGAAUGAGGUUAACAUAACGCAUCGGGAUGGGUCCUUAAGGAAAGGAAUAAAAAAUCUUCUUGCGCUGAAUUUAAUGUCAUGAUCAAG